Molecule: messenger RNA, 5061 nt
Organism: Didymodactylos carnosus
Lineage: Eukaryota; Metazoa; Rotifera; Eurotatoria; Philodinida; Philodinidae
Source: the annotation of a GenBank genome assembly
AUGGAUGUACAUGCGAAUGAAAACGAUGCACAACCAGCCGAAAAUGAAAUAAAUGGGCAACAAACUGAUCUACCUGUCCAGCAACGUUCUAGACGUAAACCAGCAUUUAGUCAUCAAAUUAUAUCGCAAGCACCAAGACAACACUCUCAUGUUAGACAGCAUCAAAACGUUGAUUCUAGUUCUGAUAGGUUAUGGGAAAGAUUAUCAUCAGAUGAUGUUAAUCAAAACUGCAAUACUAAUACUGCUGAAAUGGACUACAACAAUGGUCAUCGAAGCGAAAAUUAUAUUGAAAUAAAUGAUCCACAAAAUGGCGGUGUCAAUCAUGCAAUGAGAUUUGAAAGGUUAUAUGCAUGCCGUGCUUGCUCCUACGUUACGUCAAAUCCAAGAGUAUUGUUGCAUCAUCGUCGGGAUCACCAUUCGGAGGAUUUAUUAAUUUACGAAUGUACAUUAUGUCAAUAUGCAAGCGAAUAUAAUGGGAAAGUCGAAAGACAUUUAACGACGUGGCAUAAAUUGGAUAAAAAUGAAUGUAAAACAGCUGUACGAAAAUGUCGUGAGAAUGAUGGAAAUGUAUGUUUUCAAGUACCGGAUCAUACGGCGAGCAAUGCUGAUUUUCCAACACUCGGCUAUAUGGAAGAAUCAUCGACCGAUAAUAACAAUUUGCAACAAUAUAAUAGUGGUCAAAUAACAAGCACAACAAAUGGGAAUACUAGUAAAUUGUUAAUUUCAUCUGUAACCGAUGAAAAGAAACAAAUUAAUAAUAUUCAUGAUCUUUUUCCAUUAUCAUUGCCAGCACAACUGUCAGGCUCAAGUAGUAUCUCGACAGCAAAUGGUUCCAGUAAACGAAAACCAAAUGUGUUACAUUCAAUAUUAAGUCAACAAAGACCCAUCGCUCCUAAAGCGAAUAACAAUUCAUUUAGUCAAAAUCAUGCUGAUAUAAUAAAAGGUACACCACCUUCAUCGUACGCGCAAUCAGCUCAAUUUUCUGCUCCUUCUCGUUCAUUUUCAACGUCGAUAAAACUACCGUCGCAAUCAGUUCGCAGUCAAUCAUCACCUGUACCAAAAUUUAUUACUGAUCAACUAUCACCAACCAGUUUUUCUUUUUCUCCGUCGUCGACAUCGUUCACAAUGCGACAACAAGAACAUAGAAAAAAUUUCUUAUGUACAUUGUGUAAUCUUACAUAUAAAAAUUUUCAUGAUUGCACAGCUCAUAUUAGAAAAAAACAUGAAAUAACACAUGCACAAGCAGGUCGAUACGUCAAAAAAUUGCAAUCAGAUAAUAUUUCGACUUCUUCUUCUCUCAACAAUGAUAAUAACAACAGCAAUAUUCAUCAUACUGACAAUAAUCGUGAACAUCAUAUGAACUCGUUACCACGUUUAUCUCUACCACAAUUCUCCUCCCAACCGCCACCGUUGAUAAAUGGUUCAUCAACGCGAUCACCAUUUCCCUCACAAUCUUUGCAACUUCAACAGCAACAACAAUCAGGCGUGAAUAAUAAAACAUUUCGUUGUAAUUAUUGUUCAUAUUCAAGUGGAUGGUCGAAAGACAUACAAAAGCAUCAACGACGUAAACAUCCAUCGUUGCCUCCACAUAUUAUCAAAAAUGAAAUAACGACUGAUCAAUCACCAUUAUUGUUGUUGUCAAAACGGGACGAACCGUUAUCGAAUACAAGAUCUUCUCCACCAUAUAGUGGUUUGUGGAGUGAUGCGUCGGUGUUAAAUGAAAUACAAGAUGAUAAUGAUAUCGAUGAUGAUGAUUUAGAAGCAAUGGAUUUGAAUGGUGAUUUUUUAACAGUGCCAGAAGAUGAACAAAUCAUUGACGAUGAAGAUGAGGCUUUAUGGAAAUUUCAACAAGUUUCGGAUUUUCAAUCACCAUCAUCGGAAAAUAAUAAUCUAUCAUCAAAUUCGUACGAUACAUCAUCAUCAUCGUUAGCAAAACGCUUUAAGAAAUUUCGUUGUCCUCAUUGCGAUCAUAGCGCACCAACUUUAACAAAAUUGAAACUUCAUGUUUCAACGCAUAUCAAUAUUAAACCGUACAUGUGUAGUUUAUGUGGAUGGAGAGCUAAUUUACGAUGGUAUAUUCAGUGUCACGCGAAAAAGCGUCAUCCAAAUAUGACUUUUGAAGUGUUACAAUUAUCAAAUGAAGAAGCUGAGCAAACAAUUGAUGCAUACAUGAGAGAACGUGGUUUAGAUUCAAAAUUGUUUGGUGGUCAUGAUUCAAAACGACGAUUUCAAUGUUCUGUCUGCCCAUUUCGUUCGAAUCAUCCAAAAUUUGUUGAUCAACAUAUUCAGAGUAAUCAUCCGAAUAAAGCGUAUGCGAAAAUGAUUAUAUCAAAAAAGAAAUUACGAAAACCAAUCACAACAUUUGGACAAUUAAAUGGGACUAGGCAAAAUGGAAGCAUUUCUUCUCGAAAUGAAAAUAUUGAUGAAACAUUACAGAAAUUCAUGAUACACGUGCCUCGAAAGUCGACUGAUCAACUGAAAAGUGAACAUUCUCCUGUUCCUACACAACCACUUCUAUUUUCACAACGUUCAGAACAUUGUCUACCGAAUCCUCAGACAAAUGCUGCCAUAUUUAUAAAUUCUGAUGGUGAUUAUGUCAACAACGAGACGUAUGAUGAUAAUAAUAAUAGUAGUUUAUGUAAUCUAAAUUCAACAGCAUUAUCUCCGAAUGCAUCAUCAUUGUCAAAGCAUCAGAAUGAUUAUUUAACAAAACCAUUAUAUACAAGAACUAAUUUACAACCAGAUGGAACAAUCACAUUGCCGGAUGAAUCAAAAAUUGUUUACAAUAAUUUUUCAUUACAUUCAAAUUUUAAUCCAAAUCGUUUAUUUUAUUGUGCAAUAUGUUAUCGAGGUUAUCGAUGGCGAUAUGAUGUUAAACGACAUCAUAAGGCGUUACAUGGUGAUCCGGAAGGAGAGAUAUUAGAAUAUUGUGCACAGCUUGAUGCAUUAAUACCAUCGAGUUCAGCGUCAACGGCAAGUACAACGGCUCAACAUACAGCAGCAGCCAUGCAAGUUAUGCAAGUGUUAAGAAAUUUUGAUGGCGAAUCGAUAGGAGAUGGUAAUGGUGGGAUGGAACAAAAAUAUAUGUUGGGUGGUAAUGAUGAUUUCAAAUUGAAUGAAAAGUCAUCAGCAAUAUCACAACAGCAAGAAGAUGGAGAAGUAGAUAUAUCGAUAAUUGAUGAUGUAUCUAAUCGCGAGAAACGUUUAAUGAGUCGUAAUCAACGGGACGGUGAUCCGAUACCGCUCGGUGAUACGACAAACAAUCCGGCAUUUCCAGCACAUUAUUUUAAUCAUUUGCCAUCUCCAUUACAACAACAAGAACAGAAAGCGCAACAACCUCGGCUAUUGGGUUCGUCAAGACAUCAUUUAUCAAAUGUAAAAGUUGCUAUACCAUCCACGGGUGCAUUUAAACAACGUAUUACCUAUGGUUUUAAACCAUUUAAAUGUCCGUAUUGUUUUUAUCGUACAAAUUGGCGGACAGACGCUUUGCGUCAUAUUCGAGCUCGACAUAAAAUUGAACCCGAACAUGAUGGCUACUAUGAAUUGUCAACAGAAGAAGCUGAACGAACAUUCGAAGAUUAUGAAAAUACAUUUGGUUUUGUUGUUAGCAAAAAAGUGUUGGGUCGUUACACUGAAUUUCGUCACAUGGAAUGGUAUGAUUUACAAAAAAUGAUUUAUGAUCAAAUAAAAGAUAAACAUGGUUAUGAACAAAUUAUACUCGAACGUUUACGGCCACCAGAUUAUCCACCAUUACCACCAUCACAAAUGACAUUAACAACAAUGCAAGCAACAAUGGCACAAUCAAAAUCCUUUCGACAAAGACCAUCAAUUGUGGCAAAAAAUGUCGUUAAUAGUGGAACAGUAGGGAGAUCAGCAAACAGAAGUGUAUCAAUUAAACAGCAACAACAAUUUGUACCAUUAAGACAUAAACGUUUGUUCACAUGUAAUGAAUGUGGUUAUAAUUCAUCAAAAAUUCUUGAAUUAGAAAAACAUACAUGCACAGAACUAACAAAUGUGACAUCAAGAAUUAAUCAACAACAUAUUAAAUUACAUCAGUCAGUAAAACAUAGUCAUGGUUACUAUUGUUCACAUUGUGGUUAUAAUUCGCAUUCACGAUCCAUCAUUUUAUUACAUAUCAUUAAAAAACAUAGUUUAACAUCAGUAGCAAGAAUUAAACCAUUUAAAUUAGCAAAAGAUGCUGAAUUUCAAAUAACUCAGACAACAAUUAUCGAUAAAGAAGAAAAAUCGCAGCAACAACAAGAACUAUCGUCAAAUGAAAAAUUGUACAAUUGUUUAAAUUGUCCAUAUAUUUCAAUGUCGCUCUUAGAAUUCACUCAACAUCAACAAUUUCAUGCAAAUAAUUCUACAUUUCAAUGUCAAUAUUGUACUUUUUCAUCGCCAUCGCAACUGUAUUGUCGUCAGCAUGAACUGUUACAUUUGGCAACAACAAAAAAUGAAUAUAAUCAGUUAUUUCAUUUGAAAUCAUCCGGAAAAUUAUCGACUCCGACAGAAAAAUCAUUCCAACAUCCGUAUUUUCCUUCUGCUAAAUUGAAACGAAUAGGUAAUAGUCGAUUAUUGAUAUUGAGAAAUGGCAUGUAUUGUUUUCUAUUUUCAGCGAUAUCAGAAAUUAUCAAAAAUACGAUAGAAAAACGACAAAAACGAAAAUGUCCAUUCUGCACUAACUAUUCAUCAAUCGUACCAUCAGAUGUUGUCGAACAUAUUCAGAAUAUCCAUUUUAAUGAUGACUCGUCAUCAAUAAAAACUGAUUUAUUUUGUGGUUAUGAUGCAAUUAGAGACAUUCUUACAACAUUUGGUACUGAUGCCCAAUCAUCCGACGAUAGUGAAGAACAGCCUCAAGAUGGUAGUGAUGAAAAUAGUGAAAUGGAUGAUAAUGAUAAUCAACAACAACAAGAUAAAAAUUAUAGAGAAAGUGUCGCUGAUGAAAAAGAAGAGAAAAAUUUUCUUCAGAUACCAGAUAAAGUGCAAUAUGAAGUCAUCCAUUCUGAUGCUAGUAAUGAUGGUACUGAUAAUUCAGUAAAUCAAACAAUCAUGUUCAGUUGA